AGUCUUCCACAAACGGCUUGUCUUCGUCAACAUGGAAGAAUAACCCGCGUCAACUGGAAGAGAGGUCAAUCUGCACUCUACCGGCUUGCCAUAACAGGAGUCGCAACGGGACACAACAAAAGUUUUUCUUGCUGAGGGGAGGAAGCCUCUGGGCAAUUGUGAGUGGAAGGCGGGUACAGAGUGUCUUGGGUUCUUCUUGUCCAGCGCAAGAGGCGUCAGAACGAGAGAGGCGUGCGUACCCCCCCUUUCCAGCCGCGCUUUCUUAUCUAGAGCGACAAAGAUGAGGACCUCAAGACCCAGAAUUCUCAAAAUCGUCAUCCUUGGUGAGAGCGGGGUGGGAAAGACAUCGCUCAUGGACCGUUACGUGUGUAACGAGUUUAGUCAACAGUACAAGGCGACGAUAGGGGCGGACUUUUACACCAAGGAUGUAAUCAUAGAUGACAAACCCGUGGGCCUGCAGAUUUGGGAUACUGCGGGUCAGGAGCGGUACCAAAGUCUUGGUUCCGCUUUUUAUCGAGGAGCGGAUGCAUGUGUGCUAGUGUACGACAUGACAGACGCGCGGUCUUUCGAUGCGCUUGACUCCUGGAGAGACGAGUUUCUGAUAUCGGCGGCUCCGAGGGACCCUGAUUCUUUCCCGUUCGUCGUGAUGGGGAACAAGGUGGAUGUGAUCGACCGAGCGAGAGCGGUACCGACGAAGAAGGCACAAGACUGGUGUUAUUCCAAAGGGACGAACGUGAUUCCUCUAUUUGAGACGAGCGCGAUGGAUGACAUUAACGUGGAAGCAGCUUUCGACGCAGUGGCUAGAUCAGGAUUACGACGCGGCGAACAAGACGAGGAUUUCAUUCCUCGAGAUACAGUGGAGAUUAACAGAAAACCGGUAGAUGAACAAUGCGCGUGCUAGUUAUUUUUGUUUUUUGGCUUUCCAGAAAGCCGUAAAGAUAUGACUUGUUCUACCGUAGACAGGGGAAUAAGUGGGAUUGUUUCUC
Chondrus crispus (carragheen) is the source of this 986-nucleotide messenger RNA. Its product is annotated as GTP-binding protein yptV5. Bases 281 to 901 code for a protein of 206 amino acids. Gene Ontology annotation, molecular function: GTP binding; GTPase activity. Lineage: Eukaryota; Rhodophyta; Florideophyceae; Gigartinales; Gigartinaceae. The transcript has 6 exons. The record is from RefSeq and is a predicted model, not a curated record.